Messenger RNA from Microthlaspi erraticum, 657 nucleotides. Lineage: Eukaryota; Viridiplantae; Streptophyta; Magnoliopsida; Brassicales; Brassicaceae. The record is from the annotation of a GenBank genome assembly.
AUGACCAAGACUGUUGAUGAAGCUAAGGUUCUUAUUGAGAAUCUUGCAGCUAGUGAUUGUAACAACUGUCCUGAUUAUGACCGCUCAAGCCGCACCACUACUAGCUCCCCUGAUUCUUUUCAAAUGACUGAACUCAAGAACAUGAUGGCUCAAGUUCUUAAGGGACAGCUCAAGCAUAUCAAUGCAAUAGAAGGGAUGAGUGAUGCUAAUGAAGAUUCAUCAAGAGAAUGCAUGGGAGACUUCUCUAAUGAAGCCAAUGAAGAAGAUGUGAACUACAUUGGAAACUAUGGGAACAAGGGAUACAAUCCAAGCUAUCGCCCAAACCCCAACAUGUCUUAUAGAAACCCCAAUGUGGAGAAUCCUCAAGACCAAGUGUAUCCUCCAAGGUAUCCACAACAACAAAGACCUCCUUACCAAUCUCAAGGAAGUCAAUUUCAGCCAAGGCAAGGAUAUGAGCAGAGAUCAUCAUAUCCGCCCAAGGAGCCAUAUGCUUCUUCACCAAAUCAAGCUCCUCCAAACCAACAAGGUGGGAGAUUUGAAGGAAUCCUCCAACAGAUCAUGGAUGGCCAGAAGAGAAACAUAAAGAGAUGUAUGAGAAGAUGGACACUUUGUUCAGCAAUCUCAACACCAAGUAUGAUGCUGUUGCCACUCAUGUGA